Molecule: messenger RNA, 2028 nt
Organism: Colletotrichum scovillei
Lineage: Eukaryota; Fungi; Ascomycota; Sordariomycetes; Glomerellales; Glomerellaceae
Exons: 4
Coding region: 1-2028 (675 amino acids)
Source: RefSeq, a predicted model, not a curated record
AUGCGCUCACUGCGAGCCUUGACGGCGUCGCUGCUGGCUGUCCAAUGCGCCGCAGCGGACGCCUUUGCGGCGGAUGAGGUACAGAAACCCGUGGGUGUAUCAUCGCCAUCAUAUCCGACAUCGCAAGACGAAGCCGGACCUUCAUCGCCGUUUACAGCAUCGCCAAAAAGCAGUGACGAUGCUGGUCUAGGCCCAUCAUCAUGGUACGCAAGGCUGAACUACUCGUCGCCGGCGCCGCACCUGUUCGCUUCGGCGUACGGCCUGCUCCAGCAGUGGAGCAACACCGUGUUCCCCAACGGGCACACGAUGGCGGCGGUGGAGGUACCCGCGUUUACGCUGUUUUAUCACGGGCGGAUGGAUGAGGAGGAUGUGCCAAGUCCGGAGUGGCUUGCUUUUGAUAUAGAAAUGGCCUACGGCAUCAUGGGCAGCACGCGCCAGAGCUUCAUGCUCACGUACCAAACCACGCGGCCCGUGAAAGCGCUCUACUUUGACGGCGAGUCCGCGGCGCUGAUGGGGCUGGGACAGCUUGACACCCAGAUGUUGCAUUUAUACGGCAACGUCUCGGGGCCGCAGAGUGACGGAGGAAGUCCAUGGCGCGGAUUGGAGCCCGAGUACGAGAGGGCCAUGGGGCUCUGCGACUGGUUGCUGGAGAAGGGACUACGGGGGCCCGGGUGGGGAUUUGAGGGGGUUGUGAGGAUGAAUACGGGGGGAAAUGUUACUGCGCCGCAGUUGAAGCAGGAUGAUGGAGAGGAGAAGACGACAGAGAGGGAUGAGGUUGAGGGAUCCGUGAAGGUUGGUGGGAGAGCCCAUGGCGAAGAAGGGGUUCCUACGUCGGUGUAUCCGCUCCCGCCGCAGCCUACACUAACAGACCGCCCCGUGAGCCCUUCCCGUCCGCCGAUGCCGCCCAACUGGCGCGGGAUCAUGGGUCCCGCCGAGCGGGAGCCGUUCCUGCAAACGCAGGGUUGGGGGUGGUUCGCCUCCGCGACGUGGCACUACGGGUCCAAUGGGCUCGGGCAGGGCAAAGGGGAGACGCGGGCGCGGGUGCUGGGGUGCGGGAUCACGAGCUGUGAGGCGUUGGCGAAGCUUGGGAGGCGGAGGAGGAUGCAUCAUUUGGAGAAUGUGACGGCGGAGGCGGCGGCGGGGAUGAGGUGGGAGACGGAGGUGAUGUUGAGGGAUGCGCUUGUGGGCGAGGGGGGGUGUAGCGGGAUGGAGUGGGUGAGUUCCAUGGGGGAGAUUGUGCAGCGGACGGCUGGGCAUUUGAUGGUUAUGGAGGAGGGUGCCAGGUUCGGCGGCGGCGAUGGCGAUGGCGGCGACUGGGGGAAUGUGACGGCGGUGAGGGAGUGGUUGUACAAGUUGCGUGGGCAGAGCCACAUGUUCCUCGUCUCGUUUCUGGAGUAUCCGGGCGAGAUUGACAGGCAAACGUGGGAUGUCCGGGGCGCGCUAUUUGCGGAGACGUAUUCCCGGUGUCGGUAUCGGUAUACGAGGUUGAUGGUUGAUCUACCGCUGAGCGUGAGGGAGCGGGAUCUGAGGGACGCGGUUGAGGAGGUCAUGGGCGGAAUCUGCGGGGUGUUGCUCGAGGUUGGGUUCGGUGUCGAGAGGGCUUGGUAUGAUCUCGAGCGAGGGGAGACGUCGGAGCUGAAGGCUGCGGGUGGAGAGUGGGCGGACGGGGUGAGGCGGCUCCGGGCGUGGGUUGGAUGGGAAGAAGAGUUCAUCCGGUGCCGGGAGGUGUGCGGGUGGGAUGAGCGGUGCUAUAUCCCCAUGUGGCCUUUGUUAAGGUCCAUGUUUGGCGGCAGGAGACCUAGGCCGCCGCCGGAGGGUGGACCGGGCAACGGGACGGAGCCUGGAUAUGAUCGGCCGCCGCCGCCGCCAUAUCGGGGUCGGGGACCUGGGUAUGGAGGGAACCAUACCGGGCCGCCUGGGCGUGGGAUGCCGGGGCGGAGUCCGAUAUGGAUGGGCGAUGAGACGGAUUUGUGGGAGCCGAAGUGCGUUCAGAUGGAGGACAUCAUGCCCAGGACGAGGGGAGACUAG